Molecule: messenger RNA, 846 nt
Organism: Phytophthora sojae
Lineage: Eukaryota; Oomycota; Peronosporomycetes; Peronosporales; Peronosporaceae
Exons: 3
Coding region: 1-846 (281 amino acids)
Source: RefSeq, a predicted model, not a curated record
AUGGGCAUAUACAGCAAAGGGGUGGUGUGUACCCAUCAUGGCCAACCCCGACCGAGAGCGGCGGGGCUGAGGACGAGAAAGCCGUCAAGGGCGAUCAACUGUCCGGCACGGGUAAGCAACAUAAUGACUUUACUGCUGAGGAAGGACCACGCCACGGGGCAGUACUUCGUGUAUGUGACGUCCCACAUCGCGCAACACAACCACGAGCUCUCCGGCGGACUCUAUCGCAGACACCCGAUGAUUCGGAAGGUCGAUGACCCUGAUAUUCUUCGGACGGUGCGCGCUCUCAUGAAGGCCAACGUGCAGCCGAGGAAGAUCCUCGAGUACGUGCGUGAACACACAGACAAGGAGGUCGUGAUGCGGGACGUCCACAACUUGCUCGCAUCACUCCGAAAGAAACCUUCAGCUGCACCUGCGCCUCCAGCUCGGACGACCAGCACUUCAGUUGCUCCCACUCGACCGCAACAUCAAGCUCAACCGCAGCCUUCACCCCCAGCUAGGAGGGAGCAACCGUCGCAGUAUGGCAAGUUUCUGGCGGCCUUCAACGUCGGCAAGGACAUUGCAGAGCUCAUGGCCGAGAUGGACGACGAUCUGUUCGCUCACUGCUACGCCGAGCUCCGCAUGUUCCUGCGAAUUAUCGAGAGCGGAAGAAUCCCCGUUGUUACGACCCGAGAAGCCAUGGAACACGCGCAGACCAACUCAGCGAGUGUCCCCAGCAGACCAAUGCCCCAGCAGCAGGCGUUCCGAAUUGCUUUUGCUCCGCCUUCAGGUGGUCCAGCUACUGCUGGGAACGGGUCAACAACCAACAGUUCGGCUCCUGCUGCUCGACCGUUUUCCUCCGGCUAG